AUGGAAAUCAUCAACAACCCAACAUCUAAACUUGUCCCUGAACUACUGUUUCAUACUAUUCUUACUGUCAUUGACUAUCCCCAUGAUGCAUCCGGAGCCAGUCGCACCAUUUACGUGCUGAAAACGCAUGGUACCUUGGACGCAGCUAAAGCUUACGCCAAACAGUCGCUUGAGAAGCUCAACUUCCAGCCUGACGACUUCCAGAAGUACGAGAUACGCGGCCACGAUAAAGACCUGCCCGGAGAGAAAUGGACUCAUGGCGACGGAAUCCUAGUGUUUGCUCGCUCCAUCGACGGUCAAGAGCUUCGUGUGAGCGUCGAUACCACGCCGAACAACGAGUCACUCGGCUCAGAUGUCCAAAACGGUGAAAUGAUACUACCUGAAGGGGCAAAGUUCUUGCACUACUUGGUUCAAACCACGGUUGACUACCACGUGGAUCGGAGUGGCGGAUCGCAGCAGACGAGCAUUCAGGGGGUCUACCUCCAUCGUGCGGAUGCUUGGACAGCCGCACACAAGUGUCUUGACCCAGAGGAUUUCGCAGAGUAUGACUACAGGGGUGAUUCCGAAUUUGUCAAGGAGUGGCCCUUUGGCGAGAAUGUUGCUGUCCAUGCUGUGUCGGAUUUGGGGCAGAACUUCCUGAUUGCGGUGAAUACGCCGCCGCAGCAUAAACAGGAUGUGAGAAAACAUGGCCGGAAGAGGCGUGAAUCGAGGGAAGAAGUGUAG
Messenger RNA from Pochonia chlamydosporia 170, 723 nucleotides. RefSeq lists its product as hypothetical. The record is from RefSeq and is a predicted model, not a curated record. Bases 1 to 723 code for a protein of 240 amino acids. Lineage: Eukaryota; Fungi; Ascomycota; Sordariomycetes; Hypocreales; Clavicipitaceae. The transcript has a single exon.